Molecule: messenger RNA, 2098 nt
Organism: Nomia melanderi (Alkali bee)
Lineage: Eukaryota; Metazoa; Arthropoda; Insecta; Hymenoptera; Halictidae
Product: sodium-independent sulfate anion transporter
Biological process (GO): transmembrane transport
Cellular component (GO): membrane
Source: RefSeq, a predicted model, not a curated record
UAGAUCUGUGUUGUAACGGUCGGUGGCCGUAGUUUCUUUCCGGGACUGCGAGCGAGCACGUGCCGUCUCGAUUUCUCGUUUCGCCGGCGCGUCCCGCGACAAACGAUUCGCGUCGACGGACGCUGAUCCCCGUGAAAAUUGACGGCAGCGAGGUACGUGGAUCGUUUCACCGAACGCUUCUCCCGGAAUUACCCGGGCAUGGAGUCCGGCGACAAGGAGGCGCACCGGCCGAAUGAGAAAAUGUCUUGGUUCAACAAAGGCGCUUGUUGCGCUUACGUGAAACGGAGGUUGCCGGUUCUGUCGUGGUCGACGGCUUAUAAGCUCGCAUGGCUGCCCCAAGACGUGCUCGCUGGCUUCACGGUCGGACUGACCGCCAUUCCUCAAGGGAUCGCUUACGGUAUCGUCGCUGGACUGAAUCCCGAGUAUGGACUCUACUCGUCGUUCAUGGCAUCUUUCAUUUACAUCGUCGUUGGAUCAUGCGAGAGCAUCACCAUAGGACCAACAGCCAUCAUGGCGACAAUGGUGCAGAGCAUGGUAGCUAACUAUGGGGCUGACAUUGCAGUGCUGAUGACGUUCUUGAAAGGAUGCAUCAUUACUGUUCUUGGGCUGCUUCACCUAGGUUUCCUGCUGGAUUUCAUCUCUUUGCCAGUAAUAACAGGCUUCACUGCUGCCGCGGCCAUUAACAUAGCUGCUUCACAAUUCAAAUCGUUGUUAGGAAUACCCGGUAGAUCUGAAGAUUUACUGGAUUCCCUGAUUUCGGUAUUCUCUAACUUGGAGAAGAUCAGAUAUCAGGACACAUUACUGGGCAUCGUUACUAUUGCAAUCUUGGUUCUGCUAAAGAAUUUGCCUGGACGACGUACCGGCUCAUGGCCUCAAAAGCUUGCAUGGAUCGUUACAUUAGCGCGUAACGCUUUAGUAGUCGUCGCAGGGACUGUGAUGGCGUAUAUAUUUUUCGUCAACCACCAAGAACCAUUUAAGCUGACUGGGACGAUGGGAGAAGGUCUGCCACCGUUCGCGCCACCACCUUUCACGAUCAGUGCCAAUAAUCGCACAUACAAUUUCUUGGAGACAGUUUCUUCAAUGGGGACCACGAUUUUCACACUUCCGGUGGUUUCUACGAUCGAACACAUGGCUAUAGCGAAAGCUUUUGCGAUGGGAAAAUCUUUGGACGCGACGCAGGAGAUGUUCGCUUUGGGUGUGUGCAACGUGUUUGGCUCGUUCGUGCGAUCGAUGCCGAUUACGGGCUCUUUCACCAGGACCGCCGUCAAUCACGCGUCCGGCGUGAAAACAACUUUCGGCGGUUUGUUCACAGGUUGUCUCGUGAUGCUCGCGGCCGGUCUGUUGACCUCCACAUUCCGUUUCAUACCGAAAGCCACCCUAGCAGGCGUUAUUAUAUGCGCCAUGUACUACAUGCUCGACUUCAAGACGUACGCCAUGCUGUGGCGGGCGAAGAAGAUAGACUUUCUCCUAAUGCUGAUCACCUUUCUGUUCUGCGUGUUCCUCAAGCUGGAAUGGGGCAUAAUCAUCGGUAUAAUCGUGAACAUAGCAAUGUUGCUCUACUUUUCGGCCAGACCGUCCGUUCACACCGAGAUCCGCCAGGUCGACGGAGCUGAGACGGUAAUAUGCGUCACGCCGGAAGAAGCUGUUACGUUCCCGGCUGCAGAGAACUUCCGAACCGCUAUAAUGGAGUUAUCCGAGAAGAACCCGUGUAACGUCCUAUUGGACUGCAGAAACUUGAAGAGGAUCGAUGUCACGGUCGCAAAGAACUUGAAGUUGCUGGCGAACGAUCUGCACCUCCGCGGCCAGAGCCUGACUUGUAUUAACUGCCAAGAUGGUGUCCUAGCGGUGCUCAGAACGAUCGCACCCGAUCUCUGCGGCAGCGACACGUGGGAACGAUAAAACGAUGGAAAUGACACGUUUUAGGUGUUUUGUUCCCAUUUGAAUGAAAGUUAAUCCUCUAUAGGUUCGUGUGACUUUGAAGUCGCAUACCAAUAUAAAUAUUGUUGAUUUAUUUCAUUUUGCAUAGCAAAGUGGCGAAUAAAAUGAAGUAAUUAAUUAACUUAAACUUUUAUACGCUCAGGCCUGAAAGUUCAACGUC